AUGUCAGACCAAACAGCAACCAUUGCUCCCCUUUGUGUUUCCACUCUUCAAUCUCUCAUCGUAUUCGCUGCUAAUUUUCUCACCAUAGCUGUGUUUUGGAUUCACCGAAACAAACUUAGACGAACUUACUUACUUCUUAUCAAUUUGGCCGUGGCCGAUCUUCUCGUUGGAUUCACAUACGUGACACCACAUUUGACGGUGUUAGCACUUCCUAGUUACAUUAGAAAAUCUAAACUUAAUGUCACGACUUAUGACUAUCUUGUAAUCCAAUUUCAUGUUACAUUUUUAAGUACAUCGAUGUUCUUUCUGGUUCUUAUUUCUCUGGAACGUGCAUCUGCUUUGAUUUGGCCGCUUCUUCAUCGAACAACAAGCACGAAGAUGUUCAUCUACGGUGUCGUCGCCGCUUGGUUAGCAAGUGUUUCUUUGGGUUCAUUAACCUGGCUGGUUAGCUACGGAAUAUUUGAGAUUUCUCACUAUAUCCUCACAUUUUCAAUCGUAAUCGUCUUAUCACUGGCAACGAUGUGCACAUCAUAACUAGCAAUCCGAAAAAAACUUAAACGCAAAGACCCCACAAUCGGUGCAACACAUCAGCGCAAAAUGGUUGAGCAAAACACAAGGAAACUUUCCAAAACUUUGUUCCUUAUGACAGGAGCAUCUGCUGCCUUUUGGGUUCCAAGCCUUGUUUUAUUUUCUUGUCUUAAUUUCGCUCCAGGAAUGUUUCCUAAAUUUGUGAAAUAUUUGUUAAUCAUAAUUCAUAUAUGCAAUUCCGUCGUAAAUCCAGUGAUUUACAGUCUGAGAAUGCCAAUGUUCAGACAAAGUCUUAGACGAUUUAGACUUGUAAAUUUUCGAAAGCAGCGGAAAAAAUACAUAGUUAAUUGAGGAUAUUUUUAUAAAGCCUACGUAACAUAAAAGAAAUAUACAUUAUAGUGACCAAGCUUUGUAAUCUGAGCUCGACACUCGAAAAAUGAAAUCUGGGCCCCGGGUUCAGGUCGAACUUUUCAGGAACCGAACCUAUCCUAUCCGAACCUAAUAAGUAAGUACAUGACAAGUUUCGGCGUCUGAAUAAUAGGAACACCUAUUUCAAUUUCACACGGUUCAGCCGUUCUUUUCGCCUUGCCCGGCCAGGAAUUUCGCCUUUGGAGCGACUUUGGAAUGGCUUUGAUUCAGAAAGCAGAACGUUUCAUGUACCAAACCUGAUGCAUAAAUUAUUACAUCGUAUUUUGUACACUGUAGUUUUGCUUUUGCUGAACUCACUAUAAAGCUAGUUCAGCUGUAAUUAAGAUCGGCGCCUGAAUCAAUUCAGCUGAUCCAAAUAAUUUGAGUCGGCCUUAUUUCGAGUUAGCUUUGGGCUCAUGAAAAGUUCGGCGUAAAAUGAUGGCGACAGGAUUUUCUUCAUUUCAUUUGUAAUAUAAAAGCAGGAGAUGAUGCUUAAAGCAUCUUUUAAGUUUUCUCGAAUUUUUUAAGUCCCAAUGUUUUCUUUUCUCUUUAUGAACCGCUUGAGAUUUUUGUCUAAAAUUUGACUGUCAACAUUUUGAUCGGCAGUGCCGCGGCCGCAUUUAGACUUCACAAUAUUUUAAUAUUAUUUUGGGGAUGAGAGAUUGACUCAUACCUUUUUGAAAAAUAAUAGAAGUAGGAUUCAAGCCGAAGUAAAAGGCUAACAUCGUUUGAACGAAAUUAAAAGGGAAAUAUCUACUUAUAUUAAUAGCGUUUAACAAAAUAACCACGAAUGAUGCGCAAUAAAACAAAAUCGCUUUUUAAUUUCUCGUCUCACCCUUACUCAUCUGUCCACGCUCUUUUUACAAUGUAGUUUUAAAGUAAGCGUUUUAUCCAGAAAGCGGGAAAAAGUUUUAAAAAAUUCCUCUUUUCUAUUAAAAAUUAAGGAAGUAUUAUGUGAACAAACGAUUGUUAAAACCUAAAAUAAAUAAAAGUUGCGGAUAUGUCAUGGCAAAAUAUAUUAUCAACACGGGUUCAAAAAUACAGAGAAGAUAUUAAGCAGAAAUCCAAAAGGAAAUUAUGUUAUAUUAAUUUUCAGUGGACAAAAGCUUUGCACCAGAAAAAAGAAAAAUAAGCCAUAUCAAAUUCUUUUUUACACUUGUCAAGGGCUAUAGAUGUAAUUAGUUAUCUGUAAAAACACCAAAGAGAAUUUCUAACGGGAGCUUGAGAAAAUGAAUUUCAAAUUUCAUAGUAAUUGAGAAAACACCGUACAGGUAAAUUCGUCAUUGCUAACACCUCAUUUUGUAAAAUGUGAGGCUUUUGAAGUUUGUUUUACGUUUUCUCGGGCUCCAAUAUAAAGAACCUCUUCUUUGGAGUUUUAUUAUACAACUUAUAACUACAUUAAUAGCCCUUGAAAAGUGUGAAAAAGAAAGCAAUAUGCUUGAGAUUAUUCUGGUACAAGGUUUUUGACAACGGAAAAUUAAAACUACUCAUUUGACAAUUUCCUAAUGGAUUUCAUCUUAAAUACAAUGAAGUUCAAUUAUCCCCUAGCAGCAAGUCAAUUUCAUAUCAGUCAUGAAAACUUUUGAAUCGAUUAAUGAGCAGAAAAUACCCUUUUUUUAGGAAAAUAAAAGUUCACUAUUUUCCAUAUCAUUUUAACAUGAUUUAUCAUUUUAUGGGCAGAUUUUUUCUUUUAUGUUCAAAGGUGGAUUUCUCUUGGAAACUAUAGGUACGUUGGUUAAAAAAAAAGAAAAAAAUAAGGGUGAUGUAGUAACACAAUUGUGUCAACACACAUUUAAUUAAAGAAAUCUUUUUUUUCAAAUUUCAUUUCAAAAUUGGGCUUGGGUAGUGUAGGAGCUGCUUAGAAGGUCUCUCCUAAUUGCUCGCAGAAAAAAUGACAUUCUUUCAAUUGUUUUAGUAUUGUUUGGGGCUGGGGUUAGGCACCCUUGGUGACUUCUCUUGAGAGCAGCUGCUACAUGACCCUUUGGCUUCGCCGUUUAAAUUUUUAGUUGUCUCUGUUUUUUUAUUUCAUAUUUAUAAUUACAUGGUUUCACAACUUUUAAUUUCAGUAGAAAUUAUGUUACUUCGCAUAUUGAUUGUAAACCUUAAAAGCCAUGCUAGAUUUUUCAAACAUUGAAAACGCGUUUAGGCAUUGCAAAAUGCGUUCAAAUUAUCCCUUUGGCUUUUGUCUUGCUUUGAGAUAUGUCAUUCAGUCUUUCAUAUAUAACUGAGUGGUUGUUAAAUAAUACUUUUCCUGUGCUCGUUGAAACUCUUUUUGGGUGAAGCUGUACUUAUAUAAGGAACUACUUCACCCCAGGUAGCAGGGCACUGCAAGGAAAGCGAUCACCAAAAACUAUAAAAUCAGACAACACUACUGGGCUAUAUACAGAAUAUUCUCCAGAAGGUCUGGAAGUUUGUAUAUCGAAAUGUCUGUUGAUACUGCUUCCAUUGCAGUCUUAAUCCUUCUCGCUUUUCUGUCUAUCAUCGUUUGUAUUUCUAACGCUUUCACCGUGUUUGUUUUCUGGGUCCAUCAAAGUAAACUGAAACGAACAAGCUUUCUUGUUAUUAACUUGGCUGUGGCAGAUCUCCUUGUUGGACUCACAGAUACUGUAGAGGUCGGAGCAUUUGCUCUUCCAAGACAUAUCGGCUCAAACGAAACUAUUACCGAGAUGAAAGGUAGCAUUGUAGCCCCUUUUGUAGCCUCUUUCUCGUGUGCAUCUGUGUUUUUUCUCGUGCUGAUUUCCCUGGAACGAGCUUUUGCUUUGAUUUGGCCGCUUCGACAUCGUGUAACAAGCAGAAAGGUCUACACCUAUAGCGUUGUUAUAGCGUGGCUAGCUGGGAUAACUAUAGGUGUAUUCAGUUUCCUUGCUGUAGUUAGAAAAUACCAAGUGAAGUAUUUUGCAGUUGCUGCUACAAUCAUCAUUGGUUUCUCCUUGAUUACGAUUUGUGUGUCUUACCUGUCCAUCAGGAAAAAAAUCAGCAACAGAACUCCUGCUAUCGACACAGAGCAUAGCAGAAUAAGCAUCGAACAAAAUACAAAACUCUCCAAGACUCUUUUUAUCAUGAUCGGUGCAUCUGCUGCUUUGUGGGUUCCUAGCGUUACAUGGUACAAUAUCAGUCUAUGGUUUCCAAGCCUGUUUCCUCAUUUUGUUGCUCACCUUUCCACAAUGGUACAUUUGACUAAUUCUCUUGUUAAUCCAGUCAUUUAUAGUUUUAAAAUGCCAAUAUUCAGGAGAAGCUAUGAACAAUUGCGAGACAAGCUAAAACUUGUCAAGCGAGCGAAAAGGUACACAGUAAAUUAAUUAGUAAGAGCCAGAGGAUUAGAUUUAAAAAAUAUAUUAAAGGUUUGUUUAUAGUAGAAAGUGCACUUCGUUUGUCCAGCUAGUUUACAGGCACUCCACUCAAAUAAUUCUGAAACAAAUGAUGCAAAUAGAACAUAGCAGGAAUAGAGACCUUUAGAUUCGAGGACGAGGACGGCUUCGAGUACGAGAUUGUACUUAAAGUUUUUUCGUGUCUUCUCAAAAUGUAGACUUCCUGGAAAGCUUCAUUUUACCAUUUUUCACUAGAAAAAUUAGCAUUGUUAUUUUUAGUGAAGCAGGUUACGCGCUCUCUCGAUCGCAAAAUGAUACAACUUUUAAAUUUGAUAACUUGUUUUCGCCACCUCGACAUUUGCGCGAAAACUCUUAGUAGAAUGACGACGGUUAUCACGUUUUCCGGCCAAAAUGACGCUGGUUCACGCGCGUACUGACUACUUAGUAUCGCGAAAAUCUCGUAUUCGUGGUCGUACUCGUCUUAGAAUCUAAAGCUCUCUAUUAAAAAGCCCCACUGGCGGGAGGCUGCACCAAUUGGCUAUUUACAAGUGUGACCGAGGAUUUGAACUGGGUACGACCGAGAUAUCUUACUUGGCAGCCAUGAAAAGUCCAAUCGGGAAACCCUAAGCCAGUCAGAAUUGAUGAGCUUAGAUUAUUUAAGAAAAAACCAGAGCGGUGCGUUUGUAAUAUUUCUCUGUAAUUUCAACAGUCCUAUUCAGGACUACAUUCACCCGGACGAUCAAACUCAACCUUUUGUAAUUUCAUUUUCUUACUAUCAACUUAGGCUAGGUUGAGCAAAAGAGAAAAUUAUUUUCCUCUUCUUAUAAAUGACUAAAGAAAUAUUUUAUGUAAACCAUCCAUUGAUAAAACCUGGGAUUUGUUGAUGUAGGAUAAUAGAAUGUUAGCCCAUAUUUAUCAAAAACUGUAAAGAAAAACAGUUAAAAUUCUCCCUUGUUAUUUUGUGUUUUACUAUGAUUAGUCAGUAAUCAUCUCAUUAUUGUUCUUCUUCUUCCUCUUUUUUUUCGUGUUAAAUAGUACAUCUGUUCUUUGACUUCUUUUAAAGACAAGAAUUUUGUGGUGUUCCACGCAAAUUUAAUGGAAUCUUUAGAAACUGGAUUCACAUGUUAAGACGGAAUCCAUCAGGAAAUUGAGUAAUUUCAACUUUGAGUGCACAAAAACCUUGUACCAGAAUAAUUUGAACAAUAUCGCAUUCUUUUUUACCUUUUUCAAUGGCUAUAGGUCUAAUUUAUUAUCUAUAAUGACACCGACCAUUUCUAAUGGGAGCGCUAGAAAAUAAAUGUCAAAUUUCACAUGAAUUGUUAAAACACAGGUAAAAUUCUGAAAAUUUCAUGUGCAAGACGUCAUUUUGUGGAGUCUGACAUUCCUUUUCUCGGGCUCCCAUAUAGGAAAUUUUCUUUGGUGCUAUUACAGAUAACUAAUUACAUUCUGUAACCCUUGAAGAGUGUAAACAAGAAUGCGAUAUUGUUCUAAUUAUUCUUGUACAAAAUUUUUGUCUACUGAAAAUUAUAAUUACUCAAUUUCCUGAUAGAUUCCGUCUUAAUAAUUUAUUAUUUCAACCUUAUUUUAGCUUCACCUGUCCAAUAUUGAAACGAUAAUUUACUUACAUUUGAUCGUUUGGUACUGUAAACAUUGUACAUAUCUAAUGUAAUCUGUUUUACUUUUUGCUUCCUUUCUUCUAUAAAUAACUAGAUUUCCUUAAUUUACACUCACCUUUUAUCAUUUGUGUCAAAAUAAAGGUCAUCAGUUCUGCAUCAUCAUCUUCUUCAUCUGUGAAUCAGUCUCUCAAAUUAAAUAGACUUGCGGUGUUUAAUACGUUAUUCUAUUGAAGCUCUUUUGGUACAUUGUGUUGAUAUGACUGACAACCUUUUCACGCCAAGGUAGUUCAGGUAACGUUAUCUCACCGGUAGGAUCUUAUACGGAUUAUUCUUCUCCGAAAAAAGAAACUAAUUUAUCUCUGUCGUUAUGACAAAUGAUACGGCAGCCAUUGCAGUUUUGUGCCUUCUUGUUCUUCUAUCCAUCUUUGUUUUUAUUUUUAACACUUUCACUGUGUUUGUUUUCUGGAUUCAUCGAAAGAAACUAACGCGAACAAGCUUUCUCGUUAUCAACCUGGCUGUGGUGGACCUUUUUGCUGGCCUCACAGAAAUAAUAGAGGUCGCUGGUGGAUGGACUUUAGCAGGACAAAUCGACUCAAACAAAACAAUCCAAGAAGUCAAUGAAAGCGUUCCACCUUCUUUUCAAGUCUUAUCCUCGUCCGCAUCUGUAUUUUUUCUCGUUCUGAUUUCUCUGGAACGAGCCUUCGCCUUGAUCUGGCCGCUUCGUCAUCGUGUAACAAGCACCAAGGUUUACAUUUACAGUGUAGUUAUCGUAUGGUUAGCUGGGAUAGCUAUGGGUCUAAGCAGUUUUAUUGCUUUCCUUGGAAUCUAAAAUUUAACGUAUUUCGCGGUUGGUGCGGCGGUCAUCAUCGGUUUCUCCUUGAUUACGAUUUGUGUGUCUUACCUGUCCAUCAGGAAAAAAAUUAACAACAGAACUCCUGCUAUCAACACAGAGCAUAGCAGAAUAAGUGUUGAACAAAAUACAAAACUCUCCAAGACUCUUUUUAUCGUGAUAGGAGCAUCUCUUGCUUUAUGGGUUCCUAGCCUGACAUGGUACAAUAUCAGUGUUUGGUUUCCACGUCUGUUUCCUCAUUUUGUUAUUCACAUUUUCACAAUGCUACACAUCACCAAUUCCCUUGUCAAUCCAAUUAUUUAUAGCUUAAGAAUACCAGUAUUCAAAAAAACCAUACAACAA
Porites lobata is the source of this 7052-nucleotide messenger RNA. NCBI's taxonomy places the organism in Eukaryota, Metazoa, Cnidaria, Anthozoa, Scleractinia, Poritidae. The record is from the annotation of a GenBank genome assembly.